AUGGCGAUCGGAGCUCCGGCUGCACGUACCAAUCUGCCGGCGCGUCUGCCCGAAGGUGACGCGUCCGACAAGAUUAACGAGAGGACACAGACACAGACACAGACUGCCACAGACGAGCAGUUCGGGCCGAUGAGUGCUGCCGCUGGGCACCUGGAGCUGCUUCUGCUACCAGACGAGUUUGAUGAAGGCUCAGAGGCGAUCCCUGUUAUCGGAAAGGCCACAGCGAAGCAGGGUCCCCGUGCCAAGCGAGCCGAGUCGGGCACUCCCAAGCGAUCACCGGAAAAGUCACCGGAACGACUGGCCCUACGACCAGUUCAGGCCCCGGCCCCGGCGAGGCGGCCCUCCUAUGCUUCUAUUGCCCGAGGUAAUCUGCCGCCUCUUAUUCCACCAACACAGCCAGCACGCCCUGGAGGUUUUUCAUCCGAUAAGGUAAACGAGAGGACCCAAACUACGACUGAGGAGCAGGCAGUCAUCUCUCCAACUGGUACUAAGGAGAACAUGGAGCCGGGAGAAGGUCGCAGCAGAGCAGUGUUCCUGGCCAGAGCUACGGCCGCCGCGGCCCCCCGCCCUGUCUCCAACCGGUGCCAAGGAGAACACGGAGCCGAGCAAGGACGAAUAAGGUCACAGUAA
Messenger RNA from Fusarium pseudograminearum CS3096, 630 nucleotides. RefSeq lists its product as uncharacterized. NCBI's taxonomy places the organism in Eukaryota, Fungi, Ascomycota, Sordariomycetes, Hypocreales, Nectriaceae. The transcript has a single exon. The record is from RefSeq and is a predicted model, not a curated record. Bases 1 to 630 code for a protein of 209 amino acids.